Mucor mucedo is the source of this 1302-nucleotide messenger RNA. Its product is annotated as transcription activator of gluconeogenesis ERT1. Gene Ontology annotation, molecular function: zinc ion binding; DNA-binding transcription factor activity, RNA polymerase II-specific; RNA polymerase II transcription regulatory region sequence-specific DNA binding. Lineage: Eukaryota; Fungi; Mucoromycota; Mucoromycetes; Mucorales; Mucoraceae. Gene Ontology annotation, biological process: cellular response to starvation; regulation of DNA-templated transcription. The record is from RefSeq and is a predicted model, not a curated record. Gene Ontology annotation, cellular component: nucleus. The transcript has 8 exons. The coding region runs from base 116 to 1252 and encodes 378 amino acids.
GAAGGGAGCCACUAUAAAUAAUAAAAUUUGUUUCGGUGAAAACGGACGGGUUCUUUUAAUAUAAAAACGAUUUUUUUUUUGGGGAAGGGUCAAUGCUUGGAUUACUUUUACAAGAAUGAAUUCUGAUGCGAGUAUAAAACCAAACCGAAAGAAAGCCUCGCGAGCCUGUUCUCAUUGCCAGAAAGCUCAUUUGACAUGCGACGAUUCUCGACCAUGUCAACGAUGUAUUAAAAGAGGACUGGAGAAUACGUGUACAGACGGAGCAAGGAAAAAAGCAAAAUAUCUACAGGAUGAUGAUCAAGAUUCCGAUACACGGUUUCAGUCAAAUAUGAUGACACCACCCUCCAUCCUAGGUUACGUUGAUGAAAAAUAUGGGUUUGGAAGUGAUGCAACGAAUUUGGAAUACGGAAUGAUCUCUAGCAUGAUUCCUUCACCUACAUUUCAUCCCCCGCCACAGCAGCAGCAGCAGCAGCAGCAGCAGCAACAACAACAAGCGUCGUCAUGGAUGCAGAUGGAACCGAAUACGAUGGUGAUGAAUAGUAGUUCUACGCAAUCAUCACCUAGUUUAUCGUCAUCGAAAAGCGAACAUCCCAAAGUGGUAGUACGAAGGAGGAAAGGAAUUGGAAAUACACCAGAAGAGAUUUAUUUUCGAGUGCAGAAACCGUAUAAUUAUGUAGAGAGUUAUCGUUAUUUGAUCGAAUACGCAAAGCACCGGAUGGGUAAAGAAGAAUUGGUGAGGAUUAGUCGAGCGCUUGUAUUAUUUCGACCGUCGUACAUGUCUGUGGUUGCUAGUUUAACGGAGGAAGAUUUAGUGUAUAUGGAGAAAUGUGUGCAGCGUACCUUAUUAGAGUUUGAGAAGCUGAUUAGUUUCUCAGGGACACCGACGGUGGUUUGGCGAAGAACGGGUGAAAUUGUGUUGGUGGGUAAAGAGUUUUUAUUAUUGACGCAAUGGAGUAAAGAGGCUCUACUGGGAAAAAAGACGUACAUUUACGAGUUGAUGGAUAAUGGAUCAACGGUGGAGUAUUGGGAAAAAUUCUCUCAGCAUGCGUUUGAUAAUGCAGAAUCAGGUGUUUACAUGUCUGUUAUCUUGAUGAGUCCUUCCUUUCGACCUGUGCCGUGUACGUUUUGUUUUACAUUGAAACGCGAUAUUUUUGAUUUGCCCUGUGUUGUAGUAGGAAACUUCUUGCCAAUACUGGGUGCUGCCACACCCCAUCAACAGCAACAGCAACAACAACAACAACAACAGAGCUAGAGUCACGUGAAUGAUGGUGUACGUAGUUCUCCCCGAAAAUUAACCCCCUC